AUGAGGUGUGAGAAGGUGCUGUAUCGGUGUCUUGAGGUGGGAUAACUAAAUAUACCUAAAUAACUCAUAGUGAGGUGGGAUAACUAAAUAUACCUAAAUAACUCAUAGUGAGGUGGGAUAACUAAAUACACCUAAAUAACUCAUAGAGAGGUGGGAUAACUAAAUAUACCUAAAUAACUCAUAGAGAGCAGACUGACAUGAUCAGAAUGAUUUAAAUGUAUUUGAUUUCCAUUCGACUCAUUCAACACGUUGAGCUACAAUCGCCCAGGAGACUCCGGAGUGAAGCUGCUCUCAUUUUAACUCUAAACAGGGAACAAUAUGAGUGGUUGUGUGAAGCUGGAAAAUGACUAAUAAAAACAAAUAUUCACAGUGUACUCAUACCUUUCUUAAAGGCGUUGCAUGGUCAAUCGGACGCCUGCAUUGGCCGUGCAGCAUUUACAGUGAUGUGGCCUCUGCAGAAGUCGGGGCAUUCAUAGUGCUGAGCUGUUGUGAAGGAAGUUGGCAAGGAAGUGAGUUUGUGUUUAUACAGGACCUCCCGCCCCCACCUACCGUCAACCAAUCAUGUCAAUGCAGAGCUAUACAGAGCCCUCCUCAUUGUUACAACAUUUGGGAGGCGCACGGCGAUGCGGUAAGGAGCUCCGUUUGGUCUCCGGAGGCUCCGCGAUUGUGUCACACCCACCACAUGGAGCCUCCGACCACAUUUUCGGAUCAAGCAGAAAUAGACUUUUACAGUGUUGAGCCUGAAGGACUAUGCAGGUUUGAGAUGAAAUGUAAGUAUUGUCAAAUCAUCACAUCCCAUCUAAAACAGGGCAUAUAUUACUGAGUUUACAUCAACAUGAAAAUGUAUUCAUCCUAAUCAGACAGGUUUUUUACAUGGACGAUACACUGGAGAUAAUAUAAGACAAGUACUGGAAACAAUAGAACACUAUGAACAAUCUGGGAAACCAGGCCUGCUAUUCAUAGCUGACUGUAAAGGCUUUUGAUAAAGUACGACUGGAAUUGAUAUAGAAAUGCAAUGGGUUAAAGUUAUGUAUAGUAACCCCAGGUGUAAAAUAGUAAAUAUUGGCUACUUCUCAGAAAGUAUUAAACUGUCAAGAGGAGUGAAACAAGGUUGUCCACUAUCGGCAUAUCUAUUUAUUAUGGCCAUCGAAAUGUUAGCUAUUAAAAUCAGAUCCAACAAUAAUAUCAAGGGGCUAGAAAUCCAGGGCUUAAAAACUAAUUAUGAGUGUACUAUAUUACAUAUUGGAUCACAAAAAAAUACAACUUUUACAUUACUGUGUAGUUUACCAAUAAAAUGGUCUGACAGUAAAGUGGACAUACUCGGUAUUCAUAUCCCGAAAAAAAACAAAUUAUCUCAAUGCAAUACAUUUUAAUAGAAAGUUAGCAAGAAUAGAUAAGAUCUUGCUAGCAUGAAAAGGUAAAUACUGUCUAUUGGUGGAAAAAUCACCCUGAUUAACUCUUUAGUCAUAUCCCCGUUUACCUAUUUGCUUAUGGCCCUUCCUACACCUAACGACUUGUUUUUAAAAUUAUAUGAGUAAAAAUUCUCAAUUUUAUUUGUAAUGACAAGCCAGACAAAAUUAAACAGCCCUAUUUAUAUAAUGACUAUGAAUUCGGAGGGCAUAAGUGAUUAAAUAUUUAAGCAUUAGACCUCUCACUAAAGGCUUCAGUCAUACAAAAGUUAUACAUACAUCAGAACUGGUUCUCAAGCAGCUUAGUAAGAAUGUGUCACCCGUGUUCUAGAAUGGCCUUUUCCCCUUUAUUCAGAUUACAACCUCUCAUUUUCAGUUGUUUGAAAAUUAAAUAAUCUCCAAAGUAUCGCUAUUUUUAAAAGAAGUCAUAGAAAGUUGGUUGCAAUUUCAGUAUAAUCCACCAGAAAAGACAGAACAAAUAAUACAACAAAUAUUGUGGUUAAACUCAAAUAUACUAAUUGAUAGAAAAAUGUUAUUUUUGGAAAAAAUGUUUAAAAACAGUUUAUUCUUUGUAAAUUAUAUCAUAAAUAGGACUGGUGGAGUUGUCACACAUGCAGCUAACAAAAAUAUAUGGAAAUGUCUGCUCUACCCAAAAUUACAACCAACUAAUUACCGCAAAAAUGGAAGAGGCAAGUGGAUAUGGCCUCUUCCAUUUUCUUCAAGUGCAGUCGCAAAAACCAUAAAGCGCUAUGAUGAAACUGGCUCUCAUGAGGACCACCACAGGAAAGGAAGACCCAGAGUUACCUCUGCUGCAGAGGAUAAGUUCAUUAGAGUUAACUGCACCUCAGAUUGGAGUCCAAAUAAAUGCUUCACAGAGUUCAAGUAACAGACACAUCUUAACAUCAACUGUUCAGAGGAGACUGUGUGAAUCAGGCCUUCAUGGUCAAAUUGCUGCAAAGAAACCACUACUAAAGGACACCAAUAAGAAGAAGAGACUUGCUUGGGCCAAGAAACACGAGCAAUGGACAUUAGACUGGUGGAAAUCUAUCCUUUGGUCUGAUGAGUCCAUAUUUGAGAUUUUUGGUUCCAACCGCCGCGUCUUUGUGAGACGCAGAGUAGGUGAACUGAUGAUCUCUGCAUGUGUGGGUCCCACCGUGAAGCAUGGAGGAGGAGGUUUGAUGGUGUGGGGGUGCUUUGCUUGUGACACUCUCAGUGAUUUAUUUAGAAUUCAAGGCACACUUAACCAGCAUGGCUACCACAGCAUUGUGCAGCGAUAUGCCAUCCCAUCUGGUUUGCGCUUAGUGGGACUAUCAUUUGUUUUUCAACAGGACAAUGACCCAAAACACACCUCCAGGCUGUGUAAGGGCUAUUUUACCAAGAAGGAGAGUGAUGGAGUGCUGCAUCAGAUGACCUGGCCUUCAUAAUCAUCCAACCUCAACCCAAUGUUCUUUGAAUUGUGUUCUUGGCACUUUAAAUCUGUUUUAUUAUAAUUAUUAAGUAAAUGUGUUCUUCUAAUCUACAAUAUAAAACCUACCAUCCCUUUAUCUAUCAAAUAAGCGUUCAAAUCUGCUCACAAUGUAAAACAAAAUAACACAUUAUUAGCUACAAUCAUACUUUUCUACUCGUUUUAUUGUCUUCAUUCAGACAUUACAUAUAUUUUUUAUAUAGUAUUAAUAUUGUUAUUUAGGCUGCAGUAGUUAAGGGAUACUUGUGAUUGGGAUCCACUUGCUUGUAGUUUCUGGAUCUUGAUAGUUUUCAAAUUCAAAGUUUGUGUCUCUACCCCCAGUUUAUUCAUUUCAGUUUCUAAUUUAGUUUUUUCUAGGAGCAGCACUUCUUUUUGGAGCAUUAAGACCUCCCCAUUUGUGGUCUGGGAGCCUUGCCUGCUUGUCUUUCUCCUGAAAGUGAAGAAAAGUUCAACAAAUUGCAGCUAAGUUAGACAUACAGUGGGAGAAAAAAAGUAUUUAGUCAGCCACCAAUUGUGCAAGUUCUCCCACUUAAAAAGAUGAGAGAGGCCUAUAAUUUUCAUCAUAGGUACACGUCAACUAUGACAGACAAAAUGAGAAAGAAUACUCCAGAAAAUCACAUUGUAGGAUUUUUUAUGAAUUUAUUUGCAAAUUAUGGUGGAAAAUAAGUAUUUGGUCAAUAACAAAAGUUUCUCAAUACUUUGUUAUAUACCCUUUGUUGGCAAUGACACAGGUCAAACAUUUUCUGUAAGUCUUCACAAGGUUUUCACACACUGUUGCUGGCCCAAUUUUGGCCCAUUCCUCCAUGCAGAUCUCCUCUAGAGCAGUGAUGUUUUGGGGCUGUCGCUGGGCAACACGGACUUUCAACUCCCUCCAAAGAUUUUCUAUGGGGUUGAGAUCUGGAGACUGGCUAGGCCACUCCAGGACCUUGAAAUGCUUCUUACGAAGCCACUCCUUCGUUGCCCAGGCGGUGUGUUUGGGAUCAUUGUCAUGCUGAAAGACCCAGCCACGUUUCAUCUUCAAUGCCCUUGCUGAUGGAAGGAGGUUUUCACUUAAAAAUUCACGAUACAUGGCCCCAUUCAUUCUUUCCUUUACACGGAUCAGUCGUCCUGGUCCCUUUGCAGAAAAACAGCCCCAAAGCAUGAUGUUUCCACCCCCAUGCUUCACAGUAGGUAUGGUGUUCUUUGGAUGCAACUCAGCAUUCUUUGUCCUCCAAACACGACGAGUUGAGUUUUUACCAAAAGGUUCUAUUUUGGUUUCAUCUGACCAUAUGACAUUCUCCCAAUCCUCUUCUGGAUCAUCCAAAUGCACUCUAGCACACUUCAGACGGGCCUGGACAUGUACUGGCUUAAGCAGGGGGACACGUCUGGCACAGCAGGAUUUGAGUCCCUGGUGGCGUAGUGUGUUACUGAUGGUAGGCUUUGUUACUUUGGUCCCAGCUCUCUGCAGGUCAUUCACUAGGUCCCCCCGUGUGGUUCUGGGAUUUUUGCUCACCAUUCUUGUGAUCAUUUUGACCCCACGGGGUGAGAUCUUGCGUGGAGCCUCAGAUCGAGGGAGAUUAUCAGUGGUCUUGUAUGUCUUCCAUUUCCUAAUAAUUGCUCCCACAGUUGAUUUCUUCAAACCAAGCUGCUUACCUAUUGCAGAUUCAGUCUUCCCAGCCUGUUGCAGGUCUACAAUUUUGUUUCUGGUGUCCUUUGACAGCUCUUUGGUCUUGGCCAUAGUGGAGUUUGGAGUGUGACUGUUUGAGGUUGUGGACAGGUGUCUUUUAUACUGAUAACAAGUUCAAACAGGUGCCAUUAAUACAGGUAACGAGUGGAGGACAGAGGAGCCUCUUAAAGAAGAAGUUACAGGUCUGUGAGAGCCAGAAAUCUUGCUUGUUUGUAGGUGACCAAAUACUUAUUUUCCAUCAUAAUUUGCUAAUAAAUUCAUAAAAAAUCCUACAAUGUGAUUUUCUGGAUUUUUUUUCUCAAUUUGUCUGUCAUAGUUGACGUGUACCUAUGAUGAAAAUUACAGGCCUCUCUCAUCCUCUCUCAUCUUUUUAAGUGGGAGAACUAGCACAAUUGGUGGCUGACUAAAUACUUUUUUUCCCCACUGUAUAGGGCCUCCUAGGGACUUCAAUUGAUAUCCUAUAGUUUAUUCUACGUAUCUGGCGAUCCAAAAGCAGUAGUCAAAGAGUUGAUCGGUACUACUUUGGUGGAGGAGGAAACCCUUCCGGCGAGUGAGGUUGAUGAAAAGGGUGCUCCGGGUAGUGGGGUGAGUCUCAUAGACUGAGGACUGAGGCAAAGUUGAAGCAACAGAAAUUAGAGCACAAGGAUCUCACUAUUGACAAAGCUGAAGUUCUUGCAGAUGAGUUCGUGUUGACACAUGAAAGUGCCUUCACAAACAAAGCACCCAGCCGUUUCUUCUUGUGGGAGCACUCCAGCCCAUUAAGUCUCUGGUUGGGACUGGCGUAUCUCCUAAACAAGAUUUUGGAUCAGAUGUGUAUGAACCCUUUGUUUCAGACAGGUUCGUGUCUCCGCAGAGUGGUGAUGCUGUUAAGCAGCCGGUGAAGAUACUGCGAGACGCUGGCGAUGCCCAGUCCUUCAUGUUGGAGGGUGUUUUGCCUUUCUGACAUUUCAGCAACUGGUUACAGUGUGUUAGUUCAAGGCGUGGAGAUGGGUUGCAUGGAAGUUCCUUUGUACACUGCUCAAAAAAAUAAAGGGAACACUAAAAUAACACAUCCUGGAUCUGAAUGAAUGAAAUAAUCGUAUUAAAUACUUUUUUCUUUACAUAGUUGAAUGUGCUGACAACAAAAUCACACAAAAAUUAUCAAUGGAAAUCAAAUUUAUCAACCCAUGGAGGUCUGGAUUUGGAGUCACCGUCAAAAUUAAAGUGGAAAACCACACUACAGGCUGAUCCACCUUUGAUGUGAUGUCCUUAAAACAAGUCAAAAUGAGGCUCAGUAGUGUGUGUGGCCUCCACAUGCCUGUAUGACCUCCCUACAACGCCUGGGCAUGCUCCUGAUGAGGUGGCGGAUGGUCUCCUGAGGGAUCUCCUCCCAGACCUGGACUAAAGCAUCCGCCAACUCCUGGACAGUCUGUGGUGCAACGUGGCGUUGGUGGAUGGAGCGAGACAUGAUGUCCCGGAUGUGCUCAAUUGGAUUCAGGUCUGGGGAACGGGCGGGCCAGUCCAUAGCAUCAAUGCCUUCCUCUUGCAGGAACUGCUGACACACUCCAGCCACAUGAGGUCUAGCAUUGUCUUGCAUUAGGAGGAACCCAGGGCCAACCUCACCAGCAUAUGGUCUCACAAGGGGUCUGAGGAUCUCAUCUCGGUACCUAAUGGCAGUCAGGCUACCUCUGGCGAGCACAUGGAGGGCUGUGCGGCCCCCCAAAUAAAUGCCACCCCACACCAUGACUGAUCCACCGCCAAACCGGUCAUGCUGGAGGAUGUUGCAGGCAGCAGAACAUUCUCCACGGCGUCUACAGACUCUGUCACGUCUGUCACAUGUGCUCAGUGUGAACCUGCUUUCAUCUGUGAAGAGCACAGGGCGCCAGUGGUGAAUUUGCCAAUCUUGGUGUUCUCUGGCAAAUGCCAAACGUCCUGCACGGUGUUGGGCUGUAAGCACAACCCCCACCUGUGGACGUCGGGCCCUCAUACCACCCUCAUGGAGUCUGUUUCUGACCGUUUGAGCAGACACAUGCACAUUUGUGGCCUGCUGGAGGUCAUUUUGCAGGGCUCUGGCAGUACUCCUCCUACUCCUCCUUGCACAAAGAUGGAGGUAGCAGUCCUGCUGCUGGGUUGUUGCCCUCCUACGGCCUCCUCCACGUCUCCUGAUGUACUGGCCUGUCUCCUGGUAGCGCCUCCAUGCUCUGGACACUACGCUGACAGACACAGCAAACCUUCUUGCCACAGCUCGCAUUGAUGUGCCAUCCUGGAUGAGCUGCACUACCUGAGCCACUUGUGUGGGUUGUAGACUCCGUCUCAUGCUACCACUAGAGUGAAAGCACUGCCAGCAUUCAAAAGUGACCAAAACAUCAGCCAGGAAGCAUAGGAAUUGAGAAGUGGUCUGUGGUCACCAUCUGCAAAACCAGUCCUUUAUUGGGGGUGUCUUGCUAAUUGCCUAUAAUUUCCGCCUGUUGUCUAUUCCAUUUGCACAACAGCAUGUGACAUUUAUUGUCAAUCAGUGUUGCUUCCUAAGUGGACAGUUUGAUUUCACAGAAGUGUGAUUGACUUGGAGUUACAUUGUGUUGUUUAAGUGUUCCCUUAAUUUUUUUGAGCAGUGUAUAAUGUGGAACAGAAGUCUGGUCUUAUUUCUGGUUCCGUUGUCGUUGGAGUGAGGCCUAACCUACCGGUGAAGGGGGUUUCAUUCAUUAUGAGAAACGAUUUGGCUGGAGGGAAGGUCAUGCCAAAUCCUGUCAUUUGUAAGGAACCCGGAAUAGGAGAACCUGAUGGGUUAUCAGUAAAGUACCCUACUUGUGCCAUUACACGUGCUAUGUCUAAGAAAGUCGCUGGGAGCAAGUCUAGUGUUGAGGAGGAUGUCAGCAAUCCCACCAUGGUCGGUCUGUCUGAGACGUUUAUGGAUGAUCCUGAUUUCGCUGAGCCUCCUGAGUUGAAAACCCGCGGUGAGCGAGGGUUCCUACAGCUGAGACGAUGGAAGCAGCUGAUUGUGGAACACAGUAAUGAUGUUUCCCUCUCCUGUCUUUUUGCUGAGCUACGUCCAGAAGAGGAGUUUGAUGAAGUUUGUGUGGGUUACUUUGACAGAUGGUGUUCUAAUGAAGAAAUGGUGUUGUCACACCACUUCUGGGCAAGAUGAUUGGCCCAGUGUAUCUCAAAUUGUCAUUCCAGUUACGCUUCGACAAGAGAUACUGAAGUUGGCUCAUGAUGGUAGUAUGGCAGGCCAUCUUGGGCUCAACAAGAUGUAUGACCAUAUCUUGUGUAACUUCUUCUGGCCUGGUCUGAAACAGGAUGUUGUGUCUUACUGUAAAUCCUGUCGCGUUUGCCAGCGGACCAAAACCAAACCAAGCUGUACCGGUUGCACCUUUGCAGCCUAUUCCUGUUUUUGACAAACCUUUCAGCAGGGUUCUGGUGGACUGUGUUGGUCCUUUGCCUAAAGCAAAGAGUGGUAACCAGUUUAUCUUAACCAUUAUGUGUGCUGCCAUUCUUUUCCCUGAGGCCAUUCCACUGAGGAAGAUCACAGCUCCCAGUAUUGUUAAGGCCCUAGUGAAAUUAUUUUUCAACAUUUGGACUUCCGCAGGUAGUGCAGUCGGACCAAGGUUAGAAUUUCAUGUCAAAGGUCUUCCAGCAAGUGCUACAAUAGUUGGGUGUAACCCACUGCCCCUCUAGUGCCUACCACCCAGAGUCCCAAGGUGCUCUGGAGAGAUUUCAUCAGAUUUUGAAGUCUGUUUUGAGUUUGAGAAAGACUGGGAUGAAGGGGUGGUUGUUCAGGAAUCUCUUGGUUUUAGUCCGAAUUAACUUGUGUUUGGACAUCAUGUCAGAGGUCCUUUGAGGUUGCUGAGAGAGAGGUUGUUGCAGGGUGACACCUUAAAAACAAAAACGAAUCUGUUGGAGCAGGUUAGUGCUUUUCGAUACAGAUUGCAUUGCACCUGUGAGUUUGCCAGUGAGAAUCUGGAGAGGGCGCAAACGAAAAUUAAAGUUUGGUACGAUUGGAAGGCCUGGAACCGCACUUUCGAUGUGGGUGACCAAGUCCUGGGUUUUGUUGCCCAUUCUGGGUUCACGGUUGCAAGCUCGCUUUUCAGGCCCUUACCCCAAAACCGGUCAUCUGGAUUACAUCAUCGCCCCUCCGGUGUGCAGGAGAAAAUCCCGGCUGUGUCACGUCAACAUGUUGAACCAUACCUCACCCGCUACAAUCGGGCGGCGAAACCAGUAGUGAUGUUCUGCCUCUGGCCACUGCUGUCACCGUUGACUAUAGUCUUCCUCAAGGGUACGAGGAAAGCCUAAUACACCCUGUGCCGGUUGGACGGUUGAGUAACUCAGAGAUUCUAGGAAAACCUUGAUGGCUUUUUGGCACACUUGUCUCCGGAGGAAAAAGGCGACAUUGUUGCACUGCUUUAUGAAUAUCAGGGUUUAUUCUCAGAUGUGCCAACCCAGACAAAUGAACUAGAGCAUGACAUUUGAUGUUGGUGACUCUGACCCAAUCACACAAAUUCCACUGAGGAAAAUCAUGGGAGGAAAGUUACUACGGACAUUGCAGGAGUUUCCUCUUGUAAUCAGACAUGUCCAUGGUAAGGACAACUUGGUUGCUGAUUGUCUCAAUGGUGGGCAGUCAAUACAUUUUGUGUUUUCCGUUUAGCCAGUGCUGCCCUGGCACACAAUUUAUUUGGACUGCACGUUUUUCUGUAUUGGAGAUGAGUUUGGAUUUUGUUUGGGCUCGUUUGGUUUGGUUUUGUUUGGGCUCGUUUGGUUUGGUUUUGUUUGGGCUCGUUUGGUUUGGUUUUGUUUGGGCUCGUUUGGUUUGGUUUUGUUUGGGAUGAAAGUUAUAGAAACAUACUUUAUUUUACCCGUUUCUCAAACAUCAGUUUUAGGCAAAAUAAAAUAACAAAAAUAUUGUAGAAAAAAAUGUGUUUUAUUUAUUUAAUGGUUGACAGCCAGUUUAUAUUGCAGAAUGUUACGUAUUUAAGUUGAUUAUGUUAUGAAAUGAAAGUUUCAUUUUUCUCAGACACCUGGACCGAGUGGGCCAGAGCUCGGCCCACAAUGGCCUGGACCCACACACCCUCAUACUCCUCUUCAGCCCUCUGCUGCUCACCGCUGGGUCAGAAGAAGAUUGUCAGGUUUCUGCCCAGGUGCAGGAGAGACUGCCUCCCAAGCCUUCCAAAACCAAAGCCAUGGCAUCCUCUGUGAUCAAUGGAGACGGCAGCAAGAUGGCUGAUGCAGAGUGGUACUGGGGAGACAUUUCCAGAGAGGAGGUGUAUGAGAAGAUGAGAGACACUCCGGAUGGUACUUUCUUGGUCCGAGACGCCUCAAGCAAGGUGCAAGGAGAAUACACAUUGACUCUCAGGAAAGGCGGCAAGUACGGCUUCUCUGAGCCGCUGACCUUUUCCUCUGUGGCGGAGCUCAUCCUGCAUUAUCACCAGGAGUCGCUGGCCCAGUACAACCCCAAGCUGGACUCACGGCUACUGUAUCCCGUCUCCAAAUAUCAGCAGGACCAGGUGGUGAAAGAAGACUGCACAUUGAUCUGGUACUGGUACUCCCUGCAUAUAGCUCCACAUUGAUCUGGUACUGGUACUUCCUGUAUAUAGCUCCACAUUGAUCUGGUAAUGGUACUCCCUUUAUAUAGCUCCACAUUGAUCUGGUACUGGUACUCCCUGUAUAUAGCUCCACAUUGAUCUGGUACUGGUACUCCCUGUAUAUAGCUCCACAUUGAUCUGGUACUGGUACUUCCUGUAUAUAGCUCCACAUUGAUCUGGUACUGGUACUCCUUGUAUAUAGCUCCUCAUUGAUCUGGUACUGGUACUCCUUGUAUAUAGCUACACAUUGAUAUGGUACCGGUACUUCCUGUAUAUAGCUCCACGUUGAUCUGAUAAUGUUACUUCCGGUAUAUAGCUCCACAUUGAUCUGGUACUUCCUGUAUAUAGCUCUGCAUUAAUCUGGUACUUCCUGUAUAUAGCUCCUCAUUGAUCUGGUACUUCCUGUAUAUAGAUCCACAUUGAUCUGGUACUCCCUGUAUAUAGCUCCACAUUGAUCUGGUACUGGUACUUCCUGUAUAUAGCUCCACAUUGAUCUGGUACUGGUAAUCCUGUAUAUAGCUCCACAUUGAUCUGGUACCGGUACUUUCUGUAUAUAGCUCCACAUUGAUCUGGUACUGGUACUCCCUGUAUAUAGCUCCACAUUGAUCUGGUACUGGUACUCCCUGUAUAUAGCUCCACAUUGAUCUGGUACUGGUACUCCCUGUAUUUAGCUCCACAUUGAUCUGGUACUGGUACUUCCUGUAUAUAGCUCCACGUUGAUCUGGUACUUGUACUUCCUGUAUGUAGCUCCACAUUGACCUGGUACUGGUUCUUCCUGUUUAUAGCUCCACAUUGAUCUGGUACUUCCUGUAUAUAGCUCCACAUUGAUCUGGUACUGGUACUUCCUGGUACUGGUACUUCCUGUAUAUAGCUCCACAUUGUUCUGGUACUUCCUGUAUACAGCUCCACAUUGAUCUGGUACUUCCUGUAUAUAGCUCCACAUUGAUCUGUUACUUCCUGUAUAUAGCUCCAUUCUUGUGUAUUUUAUUUUAUUCCUCCUGUGUUCAUUUUUUAUUUUUUAACUCUGCAUUCACAAAUAAAAUACACCAGUAGUCCUAUAUGUUGAUAAAUAACUGACCAUACACCAGUAGUCCUAUAUGUUAAUAGAUAACUGACCAUACACCAGUAGUCCUAUAUGUUAAUAGAUAACUGACCAUACACCAGUAGUCCUAUAUGUUGAUAGAUAACUGACCAUACACCAGUAGUCCUAUAUGUUGAUAGAUAACUGACCAUACACCAGUAGUCCUAUAUGUUGAUAGAUAACUGACCAUACACCAGUAGUCCUAUAUGUUGAUAGAUAACUGACCAUACACCAGUAGUCCUAUAUGUUGAUAGAUAACUGACCAUACACCAGUAGUCCUAUAGGUUGAUAGAUAACUGACCAUACACCAGUAGUCCUAUAUGUUGAUAGAUAACUGACCCUGUUCCUUGUGUACACACAUCAUUCAACUCAUUAAGGGAUGAUGAUUAGUUGACAAAUUAAAUCAGGUGUGUUUGUCCAGGGUUACAAAAUAAAGUGCACUGUUGGGGCUACUCGAGGAAAAACUUUGGGAAAGACUGCACUAAUAGACCUAUAUUUUAAUAGAUAACUGACUAUUCACCAUUACACCUAUAUGUUAAUCCACAAAUCUUUGUAAAAUGUGUAUCUAGUAGGGAAACGUUUGACAUUCUUAGUUUUAGCGUCUUACAUUUUAACUAUCAUAGCACUAUGUAGCGGUCAAGUUUCAAAGUUUAUUUGCCACGUGCACAGGAUACAACAGCUGUAAAACAGUACAGUGAAAUUCUUACCUUGAGAGCUCGUUCCCAAAUAAUGCAGUGAUAAUAAUAAUAAAAUAAUAAUAACAAUAAUAAUAAUAAUAAUAAUAAUAAUAAUAAUAAUAGAAAAUAUAAUAAAAUAAAAAACACACAAGAAGUACGAUUAUAUUGAAGAAAUGAGAAUAGUUGGAUAUACAGGUCAGUGUCAGUACCUUGUUCAAUGUGAUGAAGGAUUUUGAGGCUGAUUCCCUGACCUGUCAAUGUUUUUAAUUUGCUGUUUUUGAUAUUGUUAUACUCUUGUGAAUUCAUGAAUGGUUUUUACUAGAUUACUUGUAGUUUUUCAUGUUGUCUGUCUGUAAUUUUUUGUAAUGACUUGGUGCUGCCUAUCUUGGCCAGGACGCUCUUGAAAAAUAGAUUUUAAAUCUCAAUGAGCCCUUCCUGGUUAAAUAAAGGUUAAAUAAAAUAAAAUAAAUAAACUGGAGUGGUUGGAUAUACAGGUCAGUACCUUAUUCAAUGUGCAGGGGUACUGGAGUGGUUGGAUAUACAGGUCAGUGUCAGUACCUUAUUCAAUGGCAGGGGUACUGGAGUGGUUGGAUAUACAGGUCAGUGUCAGUACCUUAUUCAAUGGCAGGGGUACUGGAGUGGUUGGAUAUACAGGUCAGUGUCAGUACCUUAUUCAAUGUUCAGGGGUACUGGAGUGGUUGGAUAUACAGGUCAGUGUCAGUACCUUAUUCAAUGGCAGGGGUACUGGAGUGGUUGGAUAUACAGGUCAGUGUCAGUACCUUAUUCAAUGUGCAGGGGUACUGGAGUGGUUGAAUAUACAGGUCAGUGUCAGUACCUUAUUCAAUGUGCAGGGGUACUGGAGUGGUUGGAUAUACAGGUCAGUGUCAGUACCUUGUUCAAUGUGCAGGGGUACUGGAGUGGUUGUAUAUACAGGUCAGUGUCAGUACCUUAUUCAACGUGCAGGGGUACUGGAGUGGUUGGAUAUACAGGUCAGUGUCAGAACCUUAUUCAAUGGCAGGGGUACUGGAGUGGUUGUAUAUACAGGUCAGUACCUUAUUCAAUGUGCAGGGGUACUGGAGUGGUUGUAUAUACAGGUCAGUGUCAGUACCUUAUUCAAUGUGCAGGGGUACUGGAGUGGUUGGAUAUACAGGUCAGUGUCAGUACCUUAUUAAAUUGUAGGGGUACUGGAGUGGUUGAAUAUACAGGUCAGUGUCAGUACCUUGUUCAACGUUCAGGGGUACUGGAGUGGUUGUACAAUGCCAGGCCCAGCCAAUCAGAAUGAGUUUUUCCCCACAAAAGGGCUUUAUUACUGACAGAAAUACUCCUCCGCACCCCCCUCCCCCCUCUGACGAUCCCGCAGGUGAAGAAGACGGAUGUGGAGGUUCUGGUCUUGCGUGGUUACAUGUGGUCUGCGGUUGUGAGGCCGGUUGGACGUACAGCCAAAAUCUCUUUUUUUUCUUUUUUUUUACCUUUAUUUAACUAGGCAAGUCAGUUAAGAACAAAUUCUUAUUUACAAUGACGGCCUACACCGGCCAAACCCGGACGACGCUGGGCCAAUUGUGCGCUGCCCUAUGGGACUCCCAAUCAUGGCCGGUUGUGAUACAGCCUGGAAUCGAACCAGGGGGUCUGUAGUGACGCCUCAAGCACUGAGAUGCAGUUGGAGGCGGUUUAUGGUAGAGAAAUUAACAUAAAAUUCUCUGGCAAUUGCACACUCCUUCAAAACCUGACACAUCUGUGGCAUUGUGUUGUGUGACAAAACGGCACCUUUUAGAGUGGCCUUUUAUUGUCCUCAGCACAAGGUGCACCUGUGUAAUGAUCAUGCUGUUUAAUCAGCUUCUUGAUAUGUCACACCUGUCAUGUGAUGGAUUAUCUUGACAAAGGAUAAAAUCCUCACUAAUAGGGAUGCAACCAAAUUUGUGCACAAAAUUUGAGAGAAAUAACCUUUUUGUGCAUUCAGUAUGGAACAUUUCUGGGAUCUUUUAAUUCAGCUUGUGAAACAUGGGACCAGCACUUUACAUUUUGCAUAUAUAAUUUUGUUCAGUGUAUAUAUACGUACUCCGGACUCUUACAAUGCUCAUUCUAAUAUUUAUUUCUUAAUUCCAUUCUUUUACUUUUAGAUUUGUGUGUAUUGUUGUGUAUCGUUAGAUACCACUGCACUGUUGGAGCUAGGAACACAAGCAUUUCACUACACCCACAAUAACAUCUGUUAAAUAUGUGUAUGUGACAAAUAAAAUGUGAUUUAAUUUGAUUCGAAAUGUCCCUUUAAGAAUAUGUUUAUAGUAUGCCAAACAAAUAAUAAACUAAUUAUCAUGGUUAGACCAAUCUCGUCCAUGAUUGGACAUGCAUUCUUCCGUAAUAAAUUACUGACAGCUCUUUCCACCAAUAAUGUCUUCGGGUACACGCCCACUGAGGGGGCAGAACUGGGAUGGAUUUGUUCUACUGUACACAGACAGACAGGCAGACAGACAGACAGACAGACAUACAGACAGACAGACAGACAGGCAGGCAGACAGACAGACAGACAGACAUACAGACAGACAGACAGACAUACAGACAGACAGACAGACCAAAGACAAUACAGUAUAAAGAUAGGCUAAAACGGUUUCUCCAAUAGAAAUACCGGAUGAGCUAAACGCAUGCGUAGAACCACAUAAUCGGGUCUAACGGUCGUCUCGUGCCGAACUGCGCAUGUGCAGUCCGUCAAAUAAAAGGCAGUCCGUACAUAUAAAGAUGCUUUCGACAAAAAAUGAAAACGUGACAGUUUGUCACUUUCACGAGGUUUGGUUAAUAACAUGUUCAACUACUUAAUAGAUUGUCUCGAAUCUAGGUUGUGCUUUUUAGAUUUCAAGAAAAUUAACAACUACUGGAAAAGUUUUCAAUUCUCUCAGUGGUUUCUCAAAGCCCAAACCCCGGCCUGGUCUGUUUGGUCUGUUCGUCAAGCGUUCCCGGAAGUCUCGCCGUGUUGCGCCUCUGGGUUACGGGUUUAGAAACGGUGUGGACAGACGGUAGCUAGCCUACAGUAGAUGGACGAAUUUAGCUACAAUGGGGUGAGUGACAAAUGUAGCUAUCAUUUUCAUUAACGGCGUCAUUUAAUUUCGAUAACUUUUGGCCUCAUCACAUUGUUAGAUCUUGGAAAUCAAACACACCUGUAUAACACACGUCUAUAACGUUAGCCAACCGUUUCGCAGAUAGGAUAGCUGUUAUUAGCUAGCAUUACCUAGCUAAUACAUUAGCUAGCUAGCUAGCUAGCUAAAUGAAUCAUCUUGAAAUACAAAAGUAUAUUCAGUCUAAAAUGAACACAUUAUGUUGUCAUGUGAUGUUGCACAGUCUAAGCUGAUCCAAUAGGUAGCUAGCUAUCCAGCUAGUUAACGUCGUGAUAUCAACUUUUUGACAUUGAACAUAAUGAAGUAUUGUAACUAACGUUGGCUAGCUAGCUAGCUAGGUAGUUAUUUCUUAGUGACAUGUUUUAGUCUUCUGCCCGCCUAAACAGACAAUCCAACUAUUUUCACGGCUAGUUAGCUAGCUAGCUACACCGGAUGCAUGAGUUGAAUUCUGCCUAAGGUUGCAUUUUGUCAAUCAAACAGAUGUGUGUUCUCUACAAAACAUAAAAAAACAGAAUAAAUGUCAUCCGUAUUCUUCAAUGGAACGUCUUGGUACCAUAAGGAGCCAAAUAUGAGCCUUUCCCUGACAGUUCUCUCAUCAUUCUGGUUCUGCAUCAUUCAGGCCCGUCUGCAUCUCUGUGGAAAGAUCUGGCCUUUAUUGCUGUCAGUGACUUUGCUUUUGGAUGGUAGAUUGAUUGAAGAAAUGACUUAUGCACAUUGUACUGCCUAUUCUGGCAUGUAGUCAGGCUAAUUCAGGGUCAUAUUCACAAGGCACCAAAUGGAGCAAAAGACUAACAGAAAGGGACUGCACUUAACCAAUAAGAAACAUAAAUGUUAGUUUUUCUGUUUCUAAACGUUUCACUACAGUGUGCACUAAUGAAUAGAAUCCAGGUUAUUAUGAGUAUGGCCUGGUCUACAUAUCUCCUCAGCUCCAGUAGGAUAGAGCUCUAUUUAGAGAUCAUGAUCCACGGUGACUUCUUAAAGGAACAGUUGCCUUGGUUAUCAAAAGGACAGUAAAGGUAAAAAGACAGUGGCUUUAUGCUAAAGUCUACAUUGGUGUAGGUUCGAUUCUAGCUCUGGUCCAGGACAUUUACUUGUGGGUUUCUGAUGCUGAGCAUUCUUCAAGGCCCUGGACCAGAGCUACUUCCAUCAUGCCUUAUCUAUGAUGUUACCCUGGACCAGAGCUACUUCCAUCAUGUCUAAUGUAUGAUGUUACCCUGGACCAGAGCUACUUCCAUCAUGUCUAAUGUAUGAUGUUUACAGUAUUAUGUCUUCUAGUGUGCCUGCUAGGUGUUGCUGACCUCCUCUCUCCAGCAGCGCCAUGCGAGGGUAUCACUCCAAGCUGGACUCCUCUGCUGGUGGUACGGGCGGCUCCAUGCCCCUGAGCCUGGCUGUGGAAACAGAGAAAGCCCAGGCCCUGCUCCAGACCUUCUCCUCUGCCUCCCUGCUGGCCAGCACUGCCCUGGGGGCCUUCUGUGUGCUGGCUGAUCAUGUCCUGCAGCUGACCCUUCUCCAACAGCACCCGUGGCUGCGGGCAGCGCUGGACAACACCGUCCAUGGUCUGAUAGGCCUCUGGUCCUGGGCGAUUGUCAUUGGCCUCAGGAAGAAGAGUGACUUCUAUGAAGUUAUCCUAGCAGGGAUACUGGCCUCUGUUAUCGACCUGGAUCACUUCUAUAUGGCGGGCUCUCUGUCGCUCAAAGUAAGGAACAUUUAUGGAACAUUCUCCCUUUGGUUUUCAGUGUCAUUUAUAGAUUAGUGUACAGUUUCCCAGACAACAGAUUAGGCCUAGCCCUGGACAGAAAAUAUGAAGAUAUCCACUGAGAUAACUUCAGUCCAGGACAAGGCCUUAUCUGUGUCUGGGAAACUGGCCCAUAGUGUUUAUGAAGGAAUAUAGAAACAAUAACCUCCUAUCUCUUCUGAUAUGUGAUCUGACUGUUUCCUCCUGCAGGCAGCCACCAGCCUGCCCCACCGCCCCCCCCUCCACUGCUCCUCUGUAGUCCCUGUCCUCUGCCUCUCUCUGAGGCUGGUGCUGUGGCUGGGCAGGCUAAAGGACUCAUGGUGCUCUCUACCCUGGCUGCUCUUUAUCUCCCUGGCCUCACACCACAUCAGAGACGGGGUCCGCCGUGGCCUGUGGGUGUGUCCGUUCGGCAACACGGCCCCCAUCUCCUAUUGGCUGUAUGUGAGCAUCACAGCCACCCUGCCACACCUGUGCUCUGUGCUCAUGUACCUGACAGGAACUAGAGACAUGAUGUCCACCAAGCACGGCAUCGCCAUCGACAUCUGA
This is a messenger RNA of Coregonus sp. 'balchen', 17238 nucleotides long. NCBI's taxonomy places the organism in Eukaryota, Metazoa, Chordata, Actinopteri, Salmoniformes, Salmonidae. The record is from the annotation of a GenBank genome assembly.